Messenger RNA from Prorocentrum cordatum, 1163 nucleotides. NCBI's taxonomy places the organism in Eukaryota, Dinophyceae, Prorocentrales, Prorocentraceae. The record is from the annotation of a GenBank genome assembly.
GCACGUCCGACGGCGCCGCCGGCUCACGAGGGGUGCCCGAGACGCGCAGCCCGCCGGCCGCCCACACCGGGCCCAGCUCGGCGGCGCCCGCGGGCGCUGCGCGCUGCACCCUCGGCGCCGCCGCCGCGCUGCUGGCGGCCCUGUCGGUCUCCCGAGCAAGGGCCUCCGGGAGGCCCCGGCAGCGCGGCCAGGUGGCCGCGGCUCCCGCGCCCACGGAGGAGCGGCCGGCGGAGGCGGAGGCAGCCGCCGGCGAGGGCAGCGGGCAGCCGGGGGCCCAGGCACAGCCGGUCGUGACGGCCGGCGGCGCGGUUUCGCUCAGCCAGGGCUCGUUCCCAGGCAGCCUGCAGAGGAUGUGGACCAAGAACGAUUUCGUCCACGUGCACGCGAUCUCAGGCGCUGCGCACACGCUGAUCGGCUUCGUCUACCUCGUGGACGUUGUUGCGGGCCACCUGGCUCGCAUGAGCGGAGCGGCCUGGACCGACCACGUGUCGUUCGAUGCGGUCCUGUGGUCCAUGGUCUUCGGCGCUGUGAACGCGCUGUCGGGCAUGCAGCCAUCGCUGAUCCCAGGGAGGGUCAGAGACCUGCCGCAGCUGUUCGGCUUCGGCGAGGACGGGAACCUCAAGGCUGCUGGCUUCUUGAACACGUGCAGCUUCUAUUUCUUCCUGACUUACCAGAGCGUGCGCGGGCUUCCCGAGUACCCCACGUGGCUCAUGCCUUUCGACCCACUGUUCGCUCUGUUCACAAUAGCCUUCUUGAUGCACGCCAUUUUCAUUAUCAACAGUUGGGUGGGGAAGGGCCUCAGUCAGGGCUUGGCGAUCGGCAUCUGCGCUCCGCUCAUGCUCAACAUGCCAGUAUCGCUGCACCUGCUCUUCGAGGGCCAGUCGUGGAUUGCUGCGAUCACCGCUGCGUACCCUGAAUGGUCGCAGCUCUUCUUCGUAGCAAAUUACUGCUUGGCGUGGGCCGGCUCCGUCGCUGCCUUUGUGUUGUCACUGUACGAGCGGCGAGUCAUCGACCUCACCCAGCGGCUCAUCAUCUUCCUGCUCAUCGGGCUCUUCUUCUUCGUCCUGAUCCCUCUGGAGGCAUACCAGGACGUGCCGUCAUGGUUCAACGGCGAGUGGCAGGUGAUGCUGACGCUGAUACCACCGGCACCUCUAGCGGCGUGA